Molecule: messenger RNA, 1842 nt
Organism: Aspergillus tanneri
Lineage: Eukaryota; Fungi; Ascomycota; Eurotiomycetes; Eurotiales; Aspergillaceae
Product: MDR family MFS transporter
Exons: 5
Coding region: 1-1842 (613 amino acids)
Biological process (GO): transmembrane transport
Molecular function (GO): transmembrane transporter activity
Source: RefSeq, a predicted model, not a curated record
AUGUCAGGACGUCAGGAUCCCUCCAGCGGAACUCGCGGGUCCCAGGAAACUGGCACUUCGCCCGUAGAGGCGGAAUCUUCAUCCGUCCGCAUCUCAGGACUGUCAGAGAAACAUACCCCCUCACCAGAGCACCCGACGUCAGAUGAGUCCAAGAAUCACGAUGGGCCGGGAGAAAAUGUCCCGUCUGGAGAACCGCUGGAUCGAGUCCCCUCCCAAGCGGACAAGCUGGGGAAGAAGAAGAUUAUCAUCGUGAUGACCGCGCUAUGUCUGGUGUUGUUCCUUGCGGCUUUGGAUAUGACCAUUGUCUCUACGGCGAUGCCGACGAUGGCUCGCUAUUUCCAUGCCAAAGAGAGUGGAUACUCAUGGAUGGCUUCGUCGUACAUGCUGGCGAACGCCGCAUCUGUCUCCCUCUGGGGUAAAAUCAGUGAUAUCUGGGGCAGGAAGCCGAUCCUACUAAUUGCUAACAUUAUAUUCCUCGUCGGCAGCCUCGUCUGUGCUCUCGCCUAUAAUCUGCCCAUGAUCCUGGCAGGACGAGCUAUACAGGGUGCCGGCGGUGGUGGAAUCAUUGUCCUGGUAAACAUCUGUGUCUCUGACUUAUUCAGUGUUAGAGACCGACCGAUGUACUAUGGACUUUUUGGAUCGACGUGGGCCAUCGCAGGUGCUCUCGGCCCAAUCAUUGGAGGCGCAUUCACCACCAAUGUUACCUGGCGCUGGUGCUUUUAUCUCAACUUACCUAUCGGUGGUUUUUCAUUCGUCAUGCUUCUACUUUUCCUUAAAAUUGAAGCGGGGAAAACCCCUCUUCUGGCUGGUUUGCGAUCCAUUGACUGGUCGGGUGUUCUCUUGAUGAUCGGUGGCACUCUGAUGUUUCUAUUUGGCCUAGAGUUCGGUGGCGUCAGCUACCCUUGGGACUCUCCCACGGUUAUCUGUCUGAUUAUCUUUGGCAUAUUGACCUGGGCCCUGGCCAUGCUGAACGAGUGGAAAGUCGCUCGGUAUCCUGUGAUUCCCGUCCGUCUCUUCCAGAAUUGGCAUAAUGUUCUGGUGCUCGUCGUGUGCUUUUGUCACAGUUUUGUCUUCAUCUCGGGCUCCUACUACCUUCCGCUCUAUUUUCAAACGGUACUAUUCGCCAAUCCCAUUAUGAGCGGAGUUUACGUUCUUCCGAUGGUUCUCAGUCUCUCCGUUGUCUCCGCUGCUGUAGGAGUCGUCAUCAAACUGACCGGUCGCUACCAUGAACUGAUCGUUGUUGGAAUGUGUCUCAUGACACUCGGCUAUGGCCUCUUGAUCGAUCUGAAAUACUACGCCUCGUGGCCUCGCAUUAUCAUCUACCAAAUCAUUGGCGGUAUAGGCACUGGCCCGAACUUCCAGGCUCCGCUUGUUGCCCUACAGGCCAAUAUCCACCGGGCGGACGUUGCUGCUGCUACGGCCACCUUCAGCUUCCUCCGCCAAGCCUCCUCCGCCAUAUCCAUCGUCCUGGGCACGGUGGUUUAUCAAAAUAUUCUUGGGCAGCAGAUGCCUCAUCUCGUCGACAGCCUAGGUGCCGACAUGGCCCGGGCCGUAACAAAGACCUUCUCUGGUUCCCAUGGCAACCUCAUCAAGUCCCUCCCAGAGGGCCAGAAGACCGUCGUCCUGAAUGCUUUAACCUUCACCUUAAGCCGCAUGUGGAUCUUUUACACGGCGAUAGCAGGCUUCGGGUUCCUGGUCAGUCUCUUCAUCCGGCCCGUCGAACUCAGCCAGGCUCACACAAUUACCAAAACCGGUCUCGAUGAACUCGAGCGCGCAAGACAGGAAGUGUUGGCCUCUAAGAAAAGCAAAUCGAAGCCUACGCCUCUCAAGGAGGACGUAUAA